Molecule: messenger RNA, 2535 nt
Organism: Cordyceps fumosorosea ARSEF 2679
Lineage: Eukaryota; Fungi; Ascomycota; Sordariomycetes; Hypocreales; Cordycipitaceae
Product: copper radical oxidase
Exons: 1
Coding region: 1-2535 (844 amino acids)
Source: RefSeq, a predicted model, not a curated record
AUGGCCUUGUAUAGGUCUGUCGUGGCUGCAGCCGCGGCUCUGUCGCUGGCAACGCUCACUACCGCCACCAACUAUGAGCUUCCCGCCUGUACCGAUAACUUCACCCCCUUUACCAGCAAGGGCUGUUACACCAACGGAGACACUGCUCUCCUCAUGCGCUCCAAGGUCGAUGGCAAUGACAUGACUGUUGAGAAGUGCACCGCCGUCUGCAAGGGCAACGCCUUCCGAUAUGCCGGUCUUACCUACUACGGUGUCUGCUACUGUGGUGACGAGAUCGCUGCCGACAAGACCGCCGAUGCGUCUUGCAACUAUCCCUGCAACGGUAAUAAGGGGCAGCUCUGCGGUGGAAAGGGCACUCUCAACAUCUGGGAGGAUCCCACUUACACCAAAACCCCCAGCGAGGUCACAGUCGCCGACUACACUUACAGCGGCUGCUACGUUGACAAUGUCAAUAACCAAGGCCGCGCUUUCCCUUGGCCCGAAAGCAUUGAACCUGCCAAAUUCACACCCGAGACCUGCAUUGCUGCCUGCAAGGCACAAGGUUUCCCCAUCGCUGGUACAGAGUAUGCCCACGAGUGCUGGUGUGGCAACGUUCUCUCUCGCACCGUCAAGGCUGCCGAAAAGGACUGCAACGCUCCCUGCGGCGGUGAUUCUUCCCGAAUCUGCGGUGGCGGUAGCCGUCUGAGCGUCUACAUUGCUAAGGAUCUCGAGUCCAACGAGCCAUGCAGUAAUGGAAACCCCCCGACAAGCAGCAGCACCUCGACCGGCCCUACGACUCAACCGACUCAGCCCACCUCAACUGGUCCUUCCACCGGUCCUUCCACUGAGCCUACCUCCACCGGCCCUUCUACCGAGCCCACCUCCACCAGACCUUCAACCGAGCCCACCUCAACCGUCCCUUCGACUGGUCCUUCCACCGGUCCUUCCACGGAACCUACUUCCACCGGUCCUUCCACGGAACCUACUUCCACCGGUCCUUCCACUGAGCCGACUUCCACCGGUCCUUCCACUGGCCCGUCUACUGAACCUACCUCCACCGGCCCCUCCACUAAGCCUACUAGUCCUUCCACCAGUCCUUCCACGGAGCCUACCUCUACUGGCCCUUCCACUGAGCCCACUGGCCCGUCUACUGAGCCUACUGGACCUUCCACGGGCCCUUCUACGCAGCCUACUUCAACUGGUCCUUCUACUCAGCCCACCAGCUCUUCUACUCGCCCUGGCACUUCUACCGGUCCUUCUACUCAGCCCACCAGCUCUUCUACUCGUCCUGGCACUUCUACCGGUCCGUCCACCACCAAGCCAACCAGCUCUUCUACUCGUCCUGGUACUUCUACCGGCUCUACCACUGGCCCUUCGACCAACCCUGGCACUACUACUAAGCCUGGAACCUCGACUAAGCCUACCAGCACUGCCCCUGGCUCUUGCACUACCACGAUCGUCACCCCUCCCACUUGCGAGCACCAGAUUGGCAAGUGGUGCCUGCCUCCCACUCCAGAAUGGACUUGCAAGGAGGACUGCUAUUCUGCUUGGAAACAGUGUGAAGUUACUGUCUACUCUUGCUUCAACCAGGCUGGUUACCCUGACAGCUUGAACUGCUACGCGUACGCUUCGUGGUGCAAGAGUCUCAAGGGCUACUGUGACCGCUGCGAUAACAGCUCCAAGUGCAACAAGCUCGACUGCUGGAAGUCUCUGGAGCCUGGCCACGUUGGAACUUCCACUACCAAGACCGUCACCACUGCCUGCACCAUCGUUCCUACCUCCAACCCUCCCGGUACCACUACAAAGCCGACUACCAGCAGCAAGCCGGUGACAAGCACCAAGACUAGCACUUCUACGACUCAGUGCCCUCCUCAGCCUACCAAUAUCUGCAAGCAACCCACCUCAAAGGACUGCGACUUUGGCCCUGGAAACCCCGUCGGUGGUGUUCCUCUGCCCAUUGUGACUUGCAACGACUGCAAGGAUGACUUUAACGCCAACCCCUGGAAGAUGUACCUGAAUGCCAACAGCAGAAACUGUCCUUCGUUCCCCCAUGGUCGCAUUGGUGGUGUCUGCUGCGAUGCUUGCAAGUACCAAUACACGAAGUGUGUUGAGGUUUAUGCCAACUCUUGCUACAACUUGCAGAACCAGCCCAACUUCCAUCCCCCCCGCUCUAUUGAGGAGCGCGAGCCUUGGGGCUCUUCCUCAUCUAGCAGCAAUGGCUGGGGCUCUUCGUCUUCCAGUUCGUCUGGCUCUUCCUCUAGCUCUUCUGGCUGGGGCAACCCCGGCUGGGGCAACCCUGGCUGGGGCAACCCCAACCCCGGUGUCUGCAAGGGCUGGGGCAGCUACAGCGGUGGUGUUGGCGCGUCUGCGUCGGCCUAUGCCGGCGGCAGUGGUGCCUGGGCCCGUGCCAAUGCCUGGGCCGGUGCUGGUUGGGGCUCUGGCAACAACAACUACAACAAUGCCGUGUACCGCUGCAAGGUUCAGUAUGAUGACUGCAUCUACGAGAACCAGAACGUCAACCCUGUUUCUGAGUGCAGAAGCUGGGGUUGCAAAUAA